Ilex paraguariensis (yerba mate) is the source of this 477-nucleotide messenger RNA. The record is from the annotation of a GenBank genome assembly. NCBI's taxonomy places the organism in Eukaryota, Viridiplantae, Streptophyta, Magnoliopsida, Aquifoliales, Aquifoliaceae.
AUGAUAGGCAGUGGAAGUGAGAGAACCACUUUGCUGUUGGGAGGAUUGCUACAUCUAUUGCAGAAGGUUUUCACACAGGCUCAGUACCCAGAUCAGUUCACAUAUGAGGAGUGCCAGAUUAAUGCUGAAAAGGUUGGUGGUGUGACCAUUCUCAGGAAAGGAAAAUCUGAUCUUAUUAGUGAUGGUGAAUCAGUCAAGUCAGUGAGCAUAUACGGUUCUCCCCGUCGUUGUGGUGGCCAGGGCGAUGUACUUUCUGGAAGUGUUGCAGUAUUCCUAUAUUGGGCCCGUCAGCGUGUUGCUGAAUUGGAACCGAGGUCGAACCCGACAAUGUUGGGGGGCAUAGCUGGGUCCAUUUUGGUGAGGAAGGCAGCAUUGCUUGCAUUUGAGAAUAAGAGAAGAUCUACCCUCACUGGAGAUAUCAUCGAGUGCUUGGGAAUGAGUCUGGAGGAUAUUUGUCCAGUUAACCGACAUCGUUAA